Messenger RNA from Durotheca rogersii, 1203 nucleotides. Its product is annotated as alpha/beta-hydrolase. Bases 1 to 1203 code for a protein of 400 amino acids. Lineage: Eukaryota; Fungi; Ascomycota; Sordariomycetes; Xylariales; Xylariaceae. The transcript has a single exon. Gene Ontology annotation, molecular function: hydrolase activity. The record is from RefSeq and is a predicted model, not a curated record.
AUGAGCAAUUCUCUAGAGCAGCUAGGAGAGGCCCUCCCGCCGCUUCCUCUACCAGAGGGCAUCGCUACCGACUACGUCGACUGCUCUGCGUCGUGCGGCCUCAUAUGGCACAUAUUGAAAGCCGGCAUACCCGGUAAACCGCUCAUUCUCUUCUGCCAUGGGUUCCCCGAGAUCGCGUAUUCGUGGCGCAAGGUGAUACCGAAAGUAGCUGAAGCGGGCUAUUACUGCGUCGCCAUGGACCAACGCGGCUACGGUCGCACCAGAGGCUGGCCACGAAAGCAGGCUUUUCACGAGGUCGAUCUUAACGACUACGUCUUCACGAACCUUGUACGAGACCUCGUGUGCUUAGUGUAUGCGCUCGGUUACUCCGAAGUCCACAGCAUCAUCGGUCAUGACUUUGGCGGCGUCAGCUCCGCUAUGGCCGUUCUCAUGCGCCCGGACAUCUUCCAAUCCACCGUCCAGAUGAGCCACCCGCACCACCGGCCUCCAGUGCCCAUAGCUGCGGGGGACAAAGGGAAGGGUGACAACAAUAAAGUAGACAUCCAGGCCGAACUUGCAAAACUCACACCGCCACGGAAGCAUUACCAAUGGUACAACUCAACGGCCCAGGCCGCGGCGGACUGGGAUGACCCGCCGCAAGGGCUGGAGGCGUUCCUGCGCGGCUAUUUCCACCUCAAGUCUGCGGACUGGGCCACCAAUGCCCCACGGCCCCUAGAGAAAUGGAGCGCAGCUGAGCUUGCUUCCCUACCCGAGUACUACAUUAUGCGGGCGGAGCACUCGAUGCCCGCUGCCGUCGCCGCUAACAUGGAGAGCGAGAACGCCCAAUUGACGGAACGGUGGCUGUCACCCAAGGACCUGCAGGUGUAUUGCGCGGAAUGGCGACGGACCGGAUUUCAAGGCGCGCUCAACUGGUACCGGGCUCAGACGGCGGCAACCCCGCAGUCAGCGCACGACCUGCUCCUCUUUGCAGGGCGCCGGAUCGAGGUCCCCUGCGCCUUCAUUAGCGGUCAUCAGGACUGGGGCAACCACCAACGGCCGGGGGCACUCGAGGGCUACAUGGACCCUCGGACGGUGAAGCAGGGCCUUUACCGAGGCGCAAGGUUUAUCGAUGGCGCAGGCCACUGGGUGCAACAGGAGCAGCCAGAGGCUGUUGUGAAGGAGAUUUUAUGGUUCUUGGGGACCCUAGAAUCUUCCGAUGAAUAA